GGUGUGAGCUCUGCCAGCUUUAGGUUCCGUGAAGCAGUCUCAGUCAUGGCGGUGAUGACCCGGUUCCCAGCGGGAUGGAGGACUUUCCCGACCCAGCAUCUGGUUUUCAUCUCGCGCACGCUGCACAAGUCCGCAGCCAGCGAGGCUCUGGAGAUCCCCGCCCCCGGAGAGGAGGCCCUGACCGGCCGGCUGAUGGUCCCGGAGGUCCUGAACAAACCCUCAUACAAGUCCCUGAAGACGGAGAUCAAGAGCCUGAAGGAGAUGCCGGGACCCGGCAUGCUCUCCAACCUGUUCGAGUUCUUUUGGAGAGACGGGUUCAGCAGAAUCCAUGAAAUCCAGAUGGAGCACCGGCUGCAGUACGGGAAGAUCUUCAAGUCCUACUUCGGGCCCCAGCUGGUGGUCUCGAUUGCAGAUCAGGACCUUGUGGCCGAGGUUCUGCGGGCUGAGGGCGUGGCCCCUCAGAGAGCCAACAUGGACUCCUGGAAGGAGUACAGAGACGGGAGGGGCCGUUCCACUGGCCUCAUCUCGGCUGAGGGGGAGGACUGGCUGAAGAUGCGAAGCGUCCUCAGACAGCUCAUCAUGCGUCCCCGAGACGUGGCCGUCUUCUCCGACGACGUGAACCAAGUGGUGGACGACCUCAUCAGGAGGGUGUCCCACCUGCGAGCGCAGCAGCCCGACGGAGUCACCGUCACCAACGUCAACGACCUCUUCUUUAAAUAUGCCAUGGAAGGAGUGGCGGCCAUUUUGUACGAGUGCAGACUUGGAUGUUUGGAAAAUGACGUCCCAAAGGAAACUCAGGACUACAUUGCUGCUCUGAACCUGAUGUUCAGCACCUUCAAGACCACCAUGUAUGCCGGAGCGAUCCCCAAGUGGCUCCGCCCCAUCAUCCCCAAACCCUGGGAGGAGUUCUGCAACUCCUGGGAUGGACUCUUCAAGUUCAGCGUCGUUCAUGUUGACAAGAGGUUUCGGGACAUCAAGGCCCAGCUGCAGCGAGGCGAGGAGGUGAAGGGGGGUAUGCUCACGCACAUGCUCACUACGAUGGAGAUGAACCUGGAGGAGAUCUACGCCAACGUAACCGAGAUGCUCCUGGCCGGGGUUGACACGACAUCCUUCACCUUGACGUGGGCCAGCUACCUGUUAGCACGACACCCUCACGUUCAGGAGCAAAUCUACUUGGAGGUCAGGCAGACUCUGGGGCCCGAGACGGUCGCCACAGCUGACGACGUCCCCCGCCUGCCUCUCAUCAGAGGCCUCGUGAAAGAGACGCUCAGGCUUUUCCCAGUUCUCCCAGGAAACGGACGGAUAACCCAGGAUGACCUGGUGGUCGGUGGAUACUUCAUCCCUAAAGGGACCCAGCUGGCUCUGUGCCACUACUCCACAUCCAGGGACGAAAAGAACUUCCCCAAUGCCUCCGACUUUCAGCCCGACCGCUGGGUACGAAAAGACUCCGCGGACCGCGUCGACACCUUCGGCUCAAUUCCCUUCGGUUACGGCAUCAGGAGCUGCAUCGGCAGGAGAAUCGCGGAGCUGGAGAUGCAUCUAGCUCUCACAAGGCUCAUCCAGAGGUUCCACAUCGCAGAGUCUCCUCUCACGACUGAAGCUAAAGCUAAAACCCAUGGCUUGCUCUGCCCUGCCACCCCCGUCCACCUGCAGUUCACCCCACGAGCCAGCUAGAUCCGUCUCCAGAGGUUCUGCUUCACUGGAUCC
Molecule: messenger RNA, 1707 nt
Organism: Nematolebias whitei (Rio pearlfish)
Lineage: Eukaryota; Metazoa; Chordata; Actinopteri; Cyprinodontiformes; Rivulidae
Gene: cyp27c1
Product: cytochrome P450 27C1
Exons: 9
Coding region: 46-1674 (542 amino acids)
Biological process (GO): cholesterol metabolic process; cellular response to peptide hormone stimulus; glucocorticoid biosynthetic process
Cellular component (GO): mitochondrial inner membrane
Molecular function (GO): iron ion binding; oxidoreductase activity, acting on paired donors, with incorporation or reduction of molecular oxygen; heme binding
Source: RefSeq, a predicted model, not a curated record